Molecule: messenger RNA, 678 nt
Organism: Musa acuminata AAA Group (dessert banana)
Lineage: Eukaryota; Viridiplantae; Streptophyta; Magnoliopsida; Zingiberales; Musaceae
Product: WRKY transcription factor 28-like
Exons: 3
Coding region: 1-678 (225 amino acids)
Biological process (GO): regulation of DNA-templated transcription
Molecular function (GO): DNA-binding transcription factor activity; sequence-specific DNA binding
Source: RefSeq, a predicted model, not a curated record
AUGAGGGUUUUAUCCUGCGAUUGCCACUAUACGCUCGUCUGCUGCUCGAGGUCGUCGGUCCGCUGUUACCCGCCUUGCCCUCCGAAGUCGCAAUGGGCAGAUGCCAAAAACGUUGCCCCGACCGAAGCUCCAGUUUCUGUCGUGUUGGAGGAGAAGCCUUCUGAAGAAAAGGUUGUGGUUGAGCAGAACACUGAGGAGGAUGGGAAAGUUGAGAUCUCUCUGAAGAGCAGCCUAAAGAAGCCAAGAGCAUCAGAUUCAGAACAGGUCGAAAAGAGAAACGUUAAAUGGAUGGACUUGUUGGGGAAGGAACUUCUUGAGAUCAGGGAAUUUGAGACAAUAGGAGGAACAGAUACUGAUAAAAAAGAGCAGCCAAUACCAACAGUUAACAAGCAACCUUCAAUUCCUGAAGAUGGUUAUGAGUGGAACAAGUAUGGCCAAAAAUACAUCAAAAACAUUAGGAAGAUCAGAAGCUACUACAGAUGCCGGCGGAAAGAGUGCAACGCAAGGAAGAGGCUGGAAUGGUCUCCUGCUAACCCAACCAUCUUGAGAGUUAUCUACGACGGAAUGCAUGAUCACCGGUCUCCUUCGGAUGCUGAGCAGGUUCACAGUGUAGAUGUAAACCAGUAUGAGCUUGGCAACCAAGUUUUAGGGCAACUUAAUGACACUCAGCAGGUUUAG